GAUGUAAAAGAUUCGAUGAGGAGAACUGACUCGGUGAAGCUUGAUUAUAGUUCAAUGGUGUUUGAUUUCAUUCGACCAGAAUAAAAACCUUGGACUGAUAUUUAAUAAAAAAACAAAGCUAAAAUUACAAUAUUGGUACAUAGGAACAAAGUAACGUUUUGAAACAAAAGUGAUUCGCAUCAUUAUGACGUCAUAACACAAUCAUCGUCGUCAUCGUCAUCAUUAUCAUUGUCGUCGUCGUCACCGUUUUUGUCGUCGUCUUUGUCGUUGCUGUCGUCGAAGGUAUCAUAUGAUCAAUCAUAGUAUCGGAUCUUGCCAUGAAUAAAGUUUUCACGUCAUCCAUUCGUUAUCAUCAAAAUGUAACUCCAGAUAGCAAGUGAAAGGAGAAUUGGGUCAAUUUAAGGAUUUUUUAGGAAGAGAUGUCAGCGAUAGUAUCCGUGUUGAUUUCAAUAUUUCUUUUUAUUCUUACUCUUCCUUGUCUAAAUUAUUACAUUCUGUUCAUAAGUGGAAGUAGUGCUUUGGUAGGAGCAAUACCUGAAGAUCCAUCUCUCACCAAAAGUUGGGAACAUGACAAACUGGACAACGAUAAAUUCAUUACAAAAGGACACGUCCACCGACGAAGCAGGCCAACGAAUUGUCGACCCAACACCGACCAUUCUAGUUGCGAAACCGUUUCAGCAAUUCCUCGAUUUAUUCGAGAAAAAUACAAUUUGGAUCCGUUCUAUGAGAAAUACACACAUGCUAACCGGAUACCCAUCAUCUCAUCCAGACAGGUAUCGGAUACCGCGCUUGAAAGAGCCUGCUACACUGUUCGGUUUCUGAUGAUGGAUAGAGCGGAUAUCCGCGAGGCUCUUCACAACAGAGGGGCACGAGUAUCCGUACUUGGUAUUAAUGAAUUAACUAAUGAGAUACCUGAAUAUAGAUAUUUGGAUGAUUCUUGGAACGCACGUACACGCAGUCUCGGAGGCACUCCUGAAAACCCGGUAACGGUGACAGCUGAAGAAAACCUCAUCUGCGCUGAUGAAUCAAUCGAUCGAUGGUAUGAGGAAGACAUCAUCGUACACGAGUUCGUCCACGCCAUCCACCUUGUCGCUGUCGACUUCAUCGAUACGAGCUUUAAGGAUAGGCUUAAAAACGCAUUUCUUGAUGCAUUUCGCUCAGGGCUUUGGUCUAAUCAUAUGGGUGGUACCAACAUCAACGAGUACUUGGCCGAGGGUGCGCAGUCAUUCUUCAACGUCAACGUCCAUCACGAUACCGAUGAUGACCUCCACAUUAACAUCAGUACACGUGAAGCCCUCUAUGGCUAUGACCGUCAACUCUAUGAUAUCCUGAUGGAGAUAUUUCCAUGUGGCAACCAUCUCCUGGAUCGAUGCUCAAAUCAAAGUCAAACAAGUACUUGGCAGGUGAGAAGAGACUGUGUCUCCUCUCCCUCGACACCAAGCGUCGACCAGUAUACUGCAUCAUCAACUUUAGAAGAGCCCUGGGGAAUGAACACGACAUCGCCGAUAUCGAUGGGACACAUCAUGUCGACGCCGUCAGAGUCGACGCGGACUACAAUUUUAACUGAUGAAGGAUCAUUGACUAGAGUCGCAGUCAUUAAGGGGAACCCAGGAAAUAUGUCAUCAGCGAUAACUGGUUGCUCAGAUAGGAUAUCAUUAUGUGGUGAUCUGGUAUCGGUCGAAGAGUGCAGCAUUAAUCCCAUCAAAAGAUCACACUGCAUAAAGACCUGCCGAUUAUGUCCAGGUUGUCUUGACUACCAUCGUCUUUGUGGUGUCCUAUCGGAGAAAGGCUUCUGCAGAACGAAGAUGGAGUACAUGUUUUCGGUUUGCCCAAAGAGCUGCAAUGUGUGUCAGAAGUAGCAUCAUAGCUGAUCAACUAUGAAUGGGAAUUUUGUUUCAGACAAGACCAUGUAGACACUGGAAGCAAACGAUGUAGCGCAGAUAGAAGAAUAUCCUACAUUGAUUAAAGUAUGAAAAGUGAUUGACAGAAUUACCCAGGGUUAAACUAAAUCAUCAACCCCCGCCCCCUCCCCCCUUCAUCAAGCUUAUAUUACUCUAGUAACUAUUCUAAACUAUACCUGAAAUUCUAAGUUUUAUGACUCAACUGGGAUUCGAAUAAGGCGGGCGCUGUACCACUGAGCCACCAGUGCCAUUCAGAUAUGUUCCAGUGGAAUGACACCUAGUGCAUGCGGCACUAGCGUACCUAAGGGGGGGGGGGGCAGGGGGGCAGACUGCCCCCCUGACGAGUCACAACUGAUCUAGGGGACGUGCCCCCCCCCCCAUUGAGAAGCAAAAUUACUCAUUUGUAAUGUAAAAAUGCAAUGAAAACAAACGUGUGCUUGAAGUUUUGAACUUGAAGACUUUUUUUUUUUUUUUUUUUGCUUGUCAAUUUUUUUCGCGGACGAAAUAUCCUCCAAAAAAUUUGCCCCCUUUUGGAAAAUCCUAGGUACGCCGCUGGCAUGCGGUAUGAUGGGGGGGGGGGAGGCGAAAUUGUUUUUCCCAAUAUGAAUAUUCGUGACUUGCAUGUGUGUAGAGUGAUACUAUGAUUUAAUAUUAGAUAAAUUAUGCAUGGUGGCUCAGUGAUAAAAGGCCCGCUUCGUGACCCGGAGGUCGUGGGUUCAAUCCCCGGCUGAGUCAUACCGAAGACUGUCUUUUUUUGUCAGACGCUUGAUCAACGUAUGAAAAUAGAGAAGGGUAAUGAUGUCAUGCAGGGCCCGCUGGAAGAAAAGAUUCCGGCUGGGGAGAGUUUCAUGAAAGGAGUUGUCAGACGUUUUAUCCGACAAGUCUCAUUUUAUCCAGCAGUUACCAUAGUGACACUGCUUCUUAGCCAAUCAACAUCGAGGAAAGUUGUCAGAUCUGACAACUUGUCGGACAAAAAUCUUGAUGAAACGUUCCCAGUGGCUAGCCUGGGUGAAAGAAAGUUAUUAUCAUGAUUAUUUAUUAUUUAUUAGUCUUUAUAUAGGACUUCCCGCUAUCUGAGUUUUUUUCUCUCUUUGAUUCGGACAGCCAUGUGGUUGACCCCCCCCCCCCCCAUUCUACUGGACCCAUCCCAAAUGAUAUCGUACAACUGUUAAGGGGAGACUAUAUUAAACAGAGCAACCAAUGUUUGAUUAGGCCUACUGAUACUUCAAGUAAAACUGGGGCUUCCCCCAUUAAAACUUAUACAAAAUUAAUCAUUAACGCCACACAUCGAACCAUAUUCCAAACAAAAGUAAAUAAUAGUUGAAUAUUCUUUUGUAUAGUCAUAAUGUUUUCAGAAUAUUGUCUAUAUAUAACAUGACAUCGACGGGGAUCAAAUCAUUAUUGAAACCCAUAAUGCUUUUUUUUUUUGGGGGGGGGGGGUGGCGUCCUGGGGCGAAUGAACUCGAGCCCCUCCACUCAGUGUUGUGUGUAGGACCGUUACCGUUUGGUUUAGAUAAAUCAUUGAGUUUCCUUGUUUAUUUUUGUCGAAUUCCAUGAUAAUAAACUUAAUCAUG
Messenger RNA from Lytechinus pictus (painted urchin), 3475 nucleotides. RefSeq lists its product as uncharacterized. The transcript has 7 exons. Bases 420 to 1859 code for a protein of 479 amino acids. Lineage: Eukaryota; Metazoa; Echinodermata; Echinoidea; Temnopleuroida; Toxopneustidae. The record is from RefSeq and is a predicted model, not a curated record.